This is a messenger RNA of Endocarpon pusillum Z07020, 1899 nucleotides long. RefSeq lists its product as uncharacterized. The record is from RefSeq and is a predicted model, not a curated record. Bases 1 to 1899 code for a protein of 632 amino acids. The transcript is spliced from 4 exons. Lineage: Eukaryota; Fungi; Ascomycota; Eurotiomycetes; Verrucariales; Verrucariaceae.
AUGAUUUUCUUCAAUCGUCGUGUUUCUCCGCAAGCUUAUUGUACCUUCAUUAUUCUUCUUACAGCCUUACCAACUGUUCGUGCGGAUUAUCUUUCUUUCUUAGACCGACUAUACCGAGCCUUUUCGAAAUUCAAUAUUGUGGUCCCAGCCAGCACCAUCAGUAAUGUGGAUGCCGUGUACAGGCAUUGGAACUACAUGGAGGCGAACUAUAGCAAGUGGGAAGAAGCAAUUUACAACGACACGCUUUCAGAGGAUGAACGACAGAAGGAGGUGGCUGAAGCGAGCAAGGGAGUCGACGACUCCUGGUACCAUAUCAUUGGCGAUUUCAUGGGUGUUGGGGUGAACAAGAGCUGCAGACCAAACAUUGAGGCGGUCCUCAAUGAAAGCAGCGAGUGGGACAAGGCCGGACAGCAAGCUUCAACCGUGAUCAUGGCUAUAUUACCGUCAUUGCUGACCUUUGGCAACCUCUAUGUGCCGCGGAGCUCUGAGGCCUUUGGCACGAGUUUUUUGGUGGGUCUUCUAUCAGCUGCGUUCGGCUUCGGCCUUCCUGUCAAAAGUAUCUCUGCUGUUCCCGUUAGGCAAACAAUCACAUUAUCUAGUCUAAACUGGGAAGCUAGGACGGAUCUAGAAGGGCUCGGCAAGCAGCUUUUGAAGAAGGCCAUCCCGGCGAAGUUGUCUGAGUUACAAAAGUGGUCGGACAAUCGCGAUGGUAUGAUUUCAACCGGUGACGCCUGGGCUACCGGCAUCAGCCACGCCGCCCUCAACUGGCAAUCUCGGACUCACUGGUGGCAUCUGCCAUCGCUGCUCGUUGCAGCCCUUCAAACAAUCAUCCUUUUGCUGGCUGUCUUCCCUCUGUUUAUGGGGUUGGGCGUCCCCCAGCUCCUUUUCGAUUGUACCGCAACGGUAACCUCAAUCUACUUGCUUUUGAGUGCAGUUGUCUCGAGUAUUGCACGAGCACUGAUGUGGGAAUCCAGUGAUCAUGAACGAGUCCACAUCUUUGCUUUGUCGCAACUUGCAGAGAAGCGGUUACGACAGAUCGCAGAUAGAGUACCAAGGGAGCUUUCUACGGAAGUGGAUCUUCCACCGCUCCAAGCACCACUCCUGGUUCGUCCCAUCGUUUCAGUCCAGAGAAAUCUUACACGCUUCUGGUUUGCAGUCACCAGAAUAAGACGCGGAGUAGCCCGAAAGCAACCUGCGCCACAACCCCUACUUGUCGGGACUGAUGAACGCUAUUGGAUGAUACCAGUACAAUUCAUGAGAGUGCUCAUCGCGCGGUUGAAAUGGAUUGCGACGAAUCUGCUCACGUUCUUCCUCUCCGGAUUCCAAAGUCACCAUACGGCCAUCAGGUGGAGGCCACUGAUCGUACUGGCUCACCUCUCUACUACUGGACGUGAUCCUCUGAAGACACUCUUCACUGGAAUUGUGGAGGGCUCGGUUUUGUUGGUGCUCACCUUCUUCUUCUCGGCCCAAUGGGCCGGCAAUCUCAUAGUGACUGCGUACUCUGUGGCAUAUCUCCUGAUUGCCGUGAGCGUGGCGCGCGGCUUGGGUCUCGCUUAUAUCAAAUGGAGUGUGCGAUCUGCCGGUUUGCAUUUGGUUGAAUGUGAAUCCGUGGAGGAGAUCCAUGGGUCCUUGAGGGUGCUCUGCAGCAUGAAACAUCUGCUGGUGAGGGUCAACGGGGCCUGGUACUUUGAGGGUAAGCGUAUGGACACGACCCCAGCGUUCUGGGACUGGGAAUUGAGAUCGGAGCGGGGCGAAUUCGACGAUGAGAAGAGAAGCUCGAUCCAGUCUACCAGUACGUCGCCGGUCAGUACGCCGCCGGCCAGCGUAAGCCCGGCGCUUCCGACGAAGAACGAUACUGAGCAAGUGGUCACCGCUGUCAACCAUCGCAGUACGCUAUAG